Messenger RNA from Dalotia coriaria, 784 nucleotides. RefSeq lists its product as uncharacterized. The coding region runs from base 1 to 711 and encodes 236 amino acids. The record is from RefSeq and is a predicted model, not a curated record. The transcript is spliced from 3 exons. NCBI's taxonomy places the organism in Eukaryota, Metazoa, Arthropoda, Insecta, Coleoptera, Staphylinidae.
AUGGAAUCUUUAAAUGUUCUUGCAAGACACGUGAAUGAAUGUGAAGUACGUCGUGAAAAGUACACCCUUCCUGAUUUAGUCAACGCACAUGUGCAACAAAAUCAAUCUUACAUUUAUCCAGCACUGAGAGAACCACCGAUUUUUACUGAGCCGUUGGAAUGCACUUGGGCGUUUAUGCAGCAGGACGAAGUCGAGGUUUUGUUGAAGAUGAAAAAUUUCGGUUCAGUGAAAGCAGCUAUUGAAACGAAGUUGAGUCGUAAAUAUCCGAAGGCGUUACCGAAAAUAAUAGCCGUUGAACUUUUAUAUGGAGGUUUUAAAUUCGCCAAAACUUUAAAUUAUAAAGAAGAGCAAGUAGGCGCGUUGUUAUCAAUGCUUUACAUGACUCACCGAUAUUUUAACAGCUCCCACCGAACGACAGCCGAAGAUAUUUACUGGGUUUUCAAAGAACUUUUGUGCUAUCACAGCCUUGAUUUUGCGCCCAGUCAUAAAAAAGUAUUCGCACCCGAAGAAGCUCAAAUUGUUUUAGGUUAUUUUUGCAAAAUAUUUUUGCGCCAUUUGCCCAUUAUAAGAUUACUGGGUUUACCGAAUUUCGAAUUAGCGAUCAACACGUAUAUCCCGCCUUUUCCUGUUUUUAAAAAGAAGAAAGAAAAACUUCAAGAGGACGCGAAGAAAAGCAAUUUGAAAGAAAUGGCACAACAAAAGAAUAAAUAAACUCUGAAGAGACAUUGUAUAGUGUAAAGAGUAGUGGUAAAAGACUCACGAAAUAUAUUAAAAAUUUACUUAU